Molecule: messenger RNA, 3783 nt
Organism: Neospora caninum
Lineage: Eukaryota; Apicomplexa; Conoidasida; Eucoccidiorida; Sarcocystidae
Product: putative zinc finger (CCCH type) protein
Exons: 4
Coding region: 1-3783 (1260 amino acids)
Molecular function (GO): metal ion binding
Source: RefSeq, a predicted model, not a curated record
AUGGAUGUAACAUCGAUCUCAGGCGACGGGUUCGGCCCAGGAAAGGCCGAGAAGGGAUCCUUUCCGUCCCUCCAUCGCUAUUCGGUUCAACCCUUGGGAGACAGCCGCAGUACCGCGCCGAGCUCCAGCAGCUCGCGUGGACAGUCUGCCGACGAUCGCCGCGCGACGUGUGUGAACGCGAGGAAUGGCCCGGAUGCAGACGUCCAGUUUUCAACUCCGUGUUCAGGUUCACUAAAUGAAAUCGUCGCGCAAAGUCCGAAGAAUGCAAUCGCAAAAAAGACGGUUUCGCCGUUGUGUUCUGAUGGCGUGGCGGAGCUAAAAACGCGAAUGGACCGGGCUAUUCUAGUGGACAAGACAAACGAAAAGGGUGUUGGCUCCAAAGCACAGAGUGGCGAUUUCACUGGUGAAACCGCUUCUCCAUUUCGGUCGUCUUCGCCGAGCACCGAAGAGCUUACUGUUGCAGCGGUCAGUGAUGAAGGGACUGUCAGUCCGCCUAACGGCACUGAAGGGCCAUCCGCGAGUGCGGAGAACGCGACUUCUGCGGAGGGUUCCGGUGACGGCGCGCUCAAAUGGGACCGCGCAUACUGCAAACAUUUCCUUUUUGGGCGGUGCGCGCGCCGCCGUUGCCGAUUUCUCCACGGAGAUGCCGAAGUUGUGCAACAGCAAAGACGCCUCCUCGAAAUGGACACGGCUGCGGCGGCGGCUGCUAAUGGCUCCACACAGAGUGAAGAGUCGUCGACGAGAAACGCGGGAGCCGCAAAUCCGCGACAGACGCGCGAAAGAAAAGCCGGACAAAACCCUUCCGGUGGCGGCGCAGUGCUGGUCCGGAACGACGAUCGCCGAGACGACUCCAAUAAACUGACAAACCGCUUCUUCGCUUCACACGGAGGCAACUCGAACCAGCCACAGCGUCGUGGAUCUCAAGGCCAGUACACUCCCAUGGGCGUACCACCGCCAUGCCGCUUCGGCAACUACCAGCAACCUAACCGCAGCUUGAAUGGUAUCGCCAGUCAAGAAGGGGAGAACCGGUGCAAACAGAUUCCUGGCACCGGUGUCCAUCGAUGCCCCCCAGGCGUGCCCGGUCAGGCGCCGUACGUCCCCUUUUUCUACAGCAACACCGGGCCGAAUGGGGGUACGAACCCAGUUCGAUCCCCGUCGCCCCCAGGCACGUACCUCACAUCGCCGAUGUUUGCGUACGGCGGACCGUCCAAUAGUGACGCGUCAGGAGGAAAUGGGAGCUUUGUUCCCUCGUCACAGACCUACUUUGGAAACGGCCAGGGCGCCGCGCCGUGGGUGCCUGCUACUCCUGUGCCGCCGCCACCCGCUGCAGCCCCAUCACCGUUCAUGCCGCAAACUCUGUACGGCUCCGGAGCACCCUCGCCGGACCCUGCGCGACGCCCGCCUCCGCCGAGUGCUUCGCAGUUCCUGGUGGCCGACAAUUCCACGCCGUUGAGGAGCGACUUGGACUUUGCGCUGGCCCUGGCCUCCGCAGCCGCCGAGCAGCUGUCGCGAAGUGAGGAGAAGUUCUCAGCAGCCAAGGUCGCUUCGGUCGCUGCCCAGGAGCUCGCGGCGCAGUUGCAGGCGUCGUCGGCUCAGCGUCGCCAAGACGGGGCGAAUGCCAGUGCGUCCGGGUUUCCGUGGCCGAAAGGCCUUGCGGGCGCGACGCCUCCAGGUGGCUUUCAAGGGUCCCCCGCAUCGCCGCCUUCAGAUCUGCGCUUUGUGCAGGCUGCCGAGUCUCUCGCGGAGCGGUGCCACAUCCCUUUCGUCAGCAUCUAUUUGCCGGGUCAGGGGUACGUCAUCCAGUUCGUUGAAGGCGUGGCAGGCACAAACAGCCCAAACGGGAGUGCGGAAAGGCUGUCGGCCUUGGCCGACCGCCAGGGCGGCAACUCGGGGUAUGGCGCAAAGCCGGAAGGCUCGACUCAAGCGACACAUCUCGCGUCUAAGGAGUUUCCUGGAGGCGGCCUCGAGAAGGCGCAAGUGAACAAUGCCCAAACAAGUGCAGCGAGUGCGUCUGCGACUGACUCGGGCGACCUCGCCGGAAAAAGAGAAAAGCCACUUGCAGGGAAUCCACUUGUCUCGACGACGCGCUCGUGGCUCGACGUCCUGAAGGCUCCGGCUGCCAGCGGUCCGUGCAAACCCAAAGGUGGGGAGAAGAAGAGCGACCACACGGCCGCUGUAGGGUCGGGGGACAGGAAGACAACACAUGCGUCUGGGAAUCCCCUCAGCCUUUUUGACGCCCUACAAGACAUGUCUCGGCCGGUUCCACCUGCAGGGGACUCCGCUCACGCGGUCGUCGCCCCUCCAGAAGAGGCUAGCACGAGCUCAGGCUGGCCCAGUCUGACGCAUGUGCAAAGACAGGAUGGCGCUCAGAGUCUGGAGAGUGGCGAAACCCGACAAACGAACGCGCCUUUAGAAAGAGACACCCAGCUGCUUCCCAACGUGGGCACGGAUGUGUGGGCCCGAAGCGGCGCGCCUCUCGUGGACACGGGAGUCGUCCACCCGAGCCAACAAGUACAGACAGUCCUUUCCGGAAGGCCUCAAGAACCCGCACUGGGCGUGGGUCGGCGUCUCAUUUCCGCGACGGAGAGCCGGCAGGCCGGACUUCGUCAGAAUCGCCAGCCAGGGACGUCUGCGGCACUUUCUGCUCAAGGACCUUCGCAUCCGCAUGCCUGCAUUCCGGCGGCAACGUUCUCGAGUCUUAACCAGGUCCCCGAAGACCGAGACCUGAAUGGUCGCAAGGGUUUGGGGGCUGCAGGGAGUGGGUGUUUCUCUCCGUCGUUUUCCUCAGCUGGAUUGUUCCUUGGCGCGGACAAAGAGGCGACUGACAGUCUCCGACCUGAUUUCCUGCGUCUCGGCGCGAUCCGACGCGAAGACCUCCAGAAACGGGAAGCAGGGAGAGGCGACGGGUGUGUAGCUUCGUCUCCCUUUCUCAACUCGGGCGCCCCCUCUUUGCAGGACACGCUCCUCUCGAAGCUCUCGGGGUCGUGCGCGCCUGCGCCGCUGCCUUUCCAGGCGCACGGCGACCUCCCGUCCCUUUCGCUUCAACAGCAGAUGGCUGCGGCGCUUUCGCAAGCUCACACGACGACUGGCGGGGCAAACACCUUCUCGUCGGGCUCGUUUCCCUGGCUGGUCUCGGACUUUGCGGCGUCCACGACCGAGUGUGGCUUCGCGGGUGUCUCUGAGAGUGCGGGGGAUCUGGGCGUCUUUUCGGGGCGCGGGACCAAGGUCGGAGACGUCUCAGGUGUCGGCAGGCCACGUCCUACGGGGGACGGAUGCGAAGGCGCACAGGGCGAGGUCUUCUCCGGCCACGAAGGGGUGUGUGCACUCUCGGCAUCCCACGACGCCGGCCUCCUGCGGUCCGACAGAUCUGGGUCCAAGCUUGGCCUGAAGCCGAAAUCGCCUCCUAGGAAGCUCUCUGGGUGGAUCGCUUCGGCGUUUCAGAACCGCGUAGGAUCCGACCCGCGGUUUUUCUUGGAUGACUUCGCCGAGGAGUUGGGCAGAGGCUUCGACCACGAGGAGGACGACGAUAAACUGAGCAAAAUGGACACACACUUCACUCUGAAGAGUCUCGAUUCAAGGCGCAACAGCAGUCCCGGCGGAGCCGGGAAAACUGCGGGGCUGUUCCACGGAGACAUGUCGCUCUCGCCCACUGCCGCCCUCAUUGCAUCAAUCUGGCAGAAGGCCGGAAUCGACGACGACGAGAUCCACGAGACCCUCGGAGCGGAGGAGAGCCAGCCAGCCCCGCGGGUGAACAAGGACGGGAAGAUUCUCUCCUCGUUCUGA